Molecule: messenger RNA, 882 nt
Organism: Emiliania huxleyi CCMP1516
Lineage: Eukaryota; Haptophyta; Isochrysidales; Noelaerhabdaceae
Exons: 1
Coding region: 1-882 (293 amino acids)
Biological process (GO): xanthophyll cycle
Molecular function (GO): violaxanthin de-epoxidase activity
Source: RefSeq, a predicted model, not a curated record
AUGCCCUCUCCCGUCCCGCCCCUCUCGCUCCUGCUCCUCGCCUCGCAGCUCCCGCGCGCCGCUUCGCAGAGCGCGUGUGUCGUCGAGCACUGCGGGGCGCAGCUGGCCCGCUGCCUCGCCGACACGGCUUGCAGAGGCUGGAGCCUUUGCAACGCCGGCUGCGGGCUGGGCACCGAGGCUCUGGCGUGCAACCAGCGGUGCGCCGAUCUGCACACGCCGCUUCGCGGCUCACCGGCCAUCGACGCCUUUUCAAUUUGCACCAUCUCGGACCAUCACUGUGUGCCACAGCGGCGCCAGCGCUGCGCCGUGCCGCGCAACACGCUGCCUGCGCUCGAGCUUGCGGCGUUCGAGGGCGACUGGUGGGUCACGCGCGGUCUCAACCCCAUCUUUGACUGCUUCGACUGCCAGCGCCACACCUUCUCACUCGGCGCGGCGGGCGAGCCCAAGCGGCUGCACGGCGCCCUCCGCUACUCGGUCAAGCGUGACCUGCACUGCUCGUUCCCGCAGCGCUGCGAGUACGUGCGCCGUGAGGUUAACCAGUCCUUUGCCCAGUCAAACGCCACCGGCCACCUUGCCAACCAUGGGAAUCCGCCCGCCCAGCUGCACUAUGCUGACGACUGGUAUGUGAUCGCGCACCGGCCCGAGACCUACAUUUUGGUCUACUACUGCGGCUGCAACGAUGCCGACUGCGGGUACUCGGGUGCGGUGCUGUACACGCGCUCACGAUCCGGCGCGCUCGAUGCGGCGGACAAAGCGGCUGUCGCGGCGGCGGCAAGGGCGGCCGGCGUCGACGGCUUCGAGCUCUCGGCACUGUGCACGCCUGACAACCGCGCGUGCCCCGGCUGCGGCAGCACCGGACCGAUUUUUUACGUGUUAAAAUAG